AUGUCUCCCAACGGGCAGGCAUUUCUGCUUAAUCCGGAGCUGCCCGAGGGCCCUACCCGCUUUCCCCAGGCCCGUAUUGCCCCGGCAUCUCAGCACAAGACCAUCUACAUCUCGGGCACCGCAUGCUGUCGACCAGACGGGACAUGGGAGGGUGUCAUUGAGAACUCGGACGGAUCACAAACUCUGGACAUACGGAAACAGACGGCCGCUGUCCUCACAAACAUUGAUGAUAUUAUCAAAGGUGCUUCAGGCGGCAAAGGCGGCAUUCAUAACAUCAUUGACGCCGUCGUCUACAUCUUGGAUAUGAAAAGUCAAUACGCUGGCAUGAAUGAGGAGUGGAACAAGGUCUUUGCAGACCGUGCAAGUGCCCCGGCGAGGGCUACCAUUGGAGUAAAGGAACUACCAGACCCCCGAAUGAUCGUGGAAGUGAAAGCUGUUGCGGUAGUCGAGUUUUAG
Messenger RNA from Phaeoacremonium minimum UCRPA7, 456 nucleotides. Its product is annotated as putative l-psp endoribonuclease family protein. Bases 1 to 456 code for a protein of 151 amino acids. Gene Ontology annotation, cellular component: cytosol; mitochondrion. The record is from RefSeq and is a predicted model, not a curated record. The transcript has a single exon. NCBI's taxonomy places the organism in Eukaryota, Fungi, Ascomycota, Sordariomycetes, Togniniales, Togniniaceae. Gene Ontology annotation, molecular function: deaminase activity.